UUUAAGACAUUGAGCCACAUCCUCUUGUCAAAAAGAGCAAAAAGUACAUGUUCCAAAACAAAGAGCAAAGUUCACACGCAGGCAAACAGGACAGACCUGCUGCGGCAGGUUAAUUCACCCACGGAUCCUUGUAGUGGCACUUGUGUUCUGGGGCGGUCCCAGAAUGAACAUCAUCUUUUGGAAGCGGGCGUUAGCCGGAAAGUCUGACAACGAGAAAAGGAAGAGCCGCGUGGUAAAGAUGCUACGUAGCGGCCUGAAACUCGCCCCAGAGCCGUCUCCGGAGAGCUUCCUCCCUCCCUUCCUCCCCCCAGCCGGCCCCCGGCCCCGCCCAGCCCCCGCGUCGAGGUCCCGGAAGCGCGUCGAGCCGGGGAGGCCCCCGCCCCGCGGCGGGAUGGAGGUGGGCAUGCGCGUGGUGCGCGGCCUGGACUGGAAGUGGGGCGGCCAGGACGACGGGGAGGGCCACGUGGGCACGGUGGUGGAGAUCGGGCGCCAGGGGAGCACCACCACGCCCGACAAGACCGUGGUGGUGCAGUGGGACAACGGCACCCGCACCAACUACCGCACGGGCUACCAGGGCGCCUUCGACCUGCUGCUGUACGACAACGCCCAGAUCGGGGUCCGCCACUCCAACAUCAUCUGCGACAGCUGCGACAAGCACGGCAUCAUGGGAAUGCGGUGGAAGUGCAAGGUGUGCUUCGACUACGACCUGUGCACCCAGUGCUACAUGAACAACAAGCACGACCUCGGCCACGCCUUCGAGCGCUACGAGACAGCGCACUCCCAACCAGUGAGCUUGGUGCCAAGACAGAACCUGUCCCGGAUCAUCCUGAAGGGCAUCUUCCAGGGGGUGAAAGUGGUUCGUGGACCUGACUGGGACUGGGGCAACCAAGACGGUGAGCGAGGGGGGAACGGGCCCCGACGCGUCACGUGGAUUACCCACAACGCGUCUCCGUAUUCCGAGCAGGACUAA
Anguilla anguilla (European eel) is the source of this 970-nucleotide messenger RNA. RefSeq names its product mindbomb E3 ubiquitin protein ligase 2 (gene mib2). The record is from RefSeq and is a predicted model, not a curated record. Gene Ontology annotation, biological process: protein ubiquitination. Gene Ontology annotation, cellular component: cytoplasm. The transcript is spliced from 5 exons. Gene Ontology annotation, molecular function: zinc ion binding; ubiquitin-protein transferase activity. The coding region runs from base 164 to 970 and encodes 268 amino acids. NCBI's taxonomy places the organism in Eukaryota, Metazoa, Chordata, Actinopteri, Anguilliformes, Anguillidae.